This is a messenger RNA of Alternaria arbusti, 1659 nucleotides long. RefSeq lists its product as uncharacterized. The record is from RefSeq and is a predicted model, not a curated record. The coding region runs from base 1 to 1659 and encodes 552 amino acids. Gene Ontology annotation, molecular function: acyltransferase activity. NCBI's taxonomy places the organism in Eukaryota, Fungi, Ascomycota, Dothideomycetes, Pleosporales, Pleosporaceae. The transcript is spliced from 2 exons.
AUGUCCGCCAAUACCCCCGUGAUCAUCGGCGUAGGCGACAUCAAGAACCGCUCCACCGCCAUCGCGGAUGCGAAGGAGCCCGCAACAUUAAUGCUAGAAGCCAUCCAGAAAGCCAUCAGCGACACUGCAUCUCUCUCGAAGACUGAAUUGCAGUCAGCAAUCGACAGCAUCGAUGUUGUCAAGACGUGGACUUGGCCGUAUCCAGAUCUACCCGGGCUUUUGGCAGAGAAGCUGGGCGUUGAUCAGAGUCUGAAAUGGAAGAGAUAUUCCGAACACGGAGGCGAUAAACCAGGAAAGCUUUUCGAUGAGGCCGCCAAGAGGAUUGCAAAAGGCGAAUGCAAAGUCGCGGUUGUAACUGGAGGUGAAGCAUUAGCUUCGUGUACGUACCGCAUGCCUUUCCGAGGUCUCCGCUCAUCACUGACUGUACCAGUAUCCGCGUGUGCAACUGCAAAGAAGCUUCCUCCACCAGGCUGGACAGCUCCGUCCGAAGCUGUAGAUUCGGUCUUCACACCAACAGGUCGCGACCUAGGAAAUAGUGCGGUUUCUUCUAUCUGGCAAACCCUUUCUUCUACUGACUCUGGCAAAGACCUCGGAGCUAUUCACAAGAUUGGUGCGCCGAUACAUGUCUACCCACUUUACGAGAACGCGUUCCGUGCGCAUCGCGGGCAGACGCUGAAGGCAAACCACGAAGAGAGUGCAAAGCUGUAUGCUGAAUUUGCAGACGUCGCAAAGAAUAAUGAGUACGCAUGGAGUCAAGGAAUUUCAAGUAGUGAGGAAGACAUCAAGACUAUUGGGAAGAAGAACAGGAUGAUAUGCUACCCUUAUCCCCUGCUUAUGAACGCCUUCAACACGGUUAAUCUUGCCUCUGCAGUCAUCCUUACAUCGACUUCCUUCGCCAAAAGUUUAGGUGUUCCCGAGUCGAAAUGGGUUUAUCCGCUUGGCGGCGCGGGAACGAAGGACGCGGAUGAGUUCUGGAAACGACCAAACUUCUAUUCCUCGCCGAGUAUAUCGCGCUCUCUUGAUGCGAGUUUGAAAGUUUCUGGUACGACCAAGGAAGAGAUGGACAUCAUUGACAUCUACUCCUGCUUUCCCAUUGUGCCUAAGAUUGCGGCGCAGCAUCUAGGAAUACCUGUGGUUGGUCGUCAAAAGCCACCGACGAUACUUGGUGGCCUGACAUCGUUCGGCGGAGCUGGCAAUAACUACUCAAUGCAUGCGCUCACCGAGAUGACUCGGCAGAUAAGAGACGGUAAAGGGAAAAAGGGACUCGUGCUCUGCAAUGGCGGCGUUCUGAGCUAUCAGUACGUCGUCAUAUUGUCGAAAGAGCCCAGAAGAGAAGGAACCUAUCCGAUAGAGAACCCUCUACCGCCGCAGAUUACUGAUGUGCCCGCACCUGAGCUCGUCUUCGACCCAGAGGGCGAGGCUGUUGUCGAAACUUACACCGUAGAGUUCAACCGAGACGGCAGCCCGCUUCGAGGUCACAUUAUUGGUCGCUUAAAGAGCAGCAGCAAACGUUUCCUCUCGAAUCAUGGAGAUGAAAGCACGUUGCGACAGAUGGCCAGUGGUGCGGUCGAGAUCGUGGGCAAAAGCGGAUGGGUUUGGCAAGAUGGUGAAAAGAAGGGGAGGUCGCUGUUUGCAUUCGAUAAGCCAGCAAGACUGUAG